This is a messenger RNA of Thunnus maccoyii (southern bluefin tuna), 1471 nucleotides long. RefSeq names its product ELOVL fatty acid elongase 8a (gene elovl8a). Gene Ontology annotation, cellular component: endoplasmic reticulum membrane. The coding region runs from base 410 to 1222 and encodes 270 amino acids. The record is from RefSeq and is a predicted model, not a curated record. Gene Ontology annotation, biological process: sphingolipid biosynthetic process; fatty acid elongation, monounsaturated fatty acid; very long-chain fatty acid biosynthetic process. The transcript has 8 exons. Gene Ontology annotation, molecular function: fatty acid elongase activity. NCBI's taxonomy places the organism in Eukaryota, Metazoa, Chordata, Actinopteri, Scombriformes, Scombridae.
UUUAACCCGCCUCUACAACCCAAGGUGAAAUAUUAAUUUCUCCAUUUGGUUGAAAAAAGUCAGUAAAUCCUAAUUUAACUGAAUAUUAUGAUUAAGUAAUUCAAUUUCCUGUGCCACAGUACCAUAAGAACCAAUGGUAGAAGUGAUUAAUCCUGUAGGUACAGUCAUAUGUACUCUGAAUUAUACUGGAACUCUGUUAGAUGGGAUUUAGCUGGCAGGUAUUUGAGCUGCUACACUAGUAUAAGAAAGGACCACACUGCCAUAUGUCAUGCUGGACACACACACACACGCAUAUACACAGAGAGAACAGGUGGAUUACCUCAGUGCUGCUUAACACAUGACUGAGAUGCAGCAUCCUUUUGACCGGUGGAUGAACUAAAGAGGAAAAUCACAACCAGUCACCAUCAGAAUGAAGGGUUUUCAGGCUAUCACCAUGUGGCAGAAAGCCCAGUUAUUUUACCAAGGGAUUCUGGAAAAAGGAGACAAGAGGACAGAUCACUGGUUGCUGGUCUACUCUCCUCUGCCUAUCAGCUGCAUCUUUCUCUGCUACCUUAUCAUUAUAUGGGCAGGGCCAAAGCUGAUGGCGAAGAGGGAGCCAAUCAACCUCAAACCUGUCCUGAUAGUUUACAACUUUGCCAUGGUCUGCCUGUCUGCUUACAUGUUCUAUGAGUUCACGGCCUCUUCCUGGUUGGCCAGAUACAGUCUGCUGUGCCAGCCAGUCGACUACAGCGACAGCCCACUGGCCAUGAGGAUGGCCAGAGUGUGCUGGUGGUUUUACUUCUCCAAAGUUAUAGAGCUCAGUGACACUAUGUUUUUCAUCCUGAGGAAAAAGAACAGUCAGCUGACUUUCCUCCACGUCUACCAUCACGCAACCAUGAUCUUCAACUGGUGGGCCGGGGUUAAAUAUGUGGCUGGGGGCCAGUCUUUCCUGAUUGGUCUGAUCAACUCCCUGGUUCAUGUGGUGAUGUAUCUGUACUAUGGUCUAGCAGCUUUGGGACCAAGCGUGACCAAAUACCUCUGGUGGAAACGCUACCUCACUUCCCUGCAGCUGCUCCAAUUUCUCAUUGUGACCAUCCACACCACCUACAACCUGUUCGCUGAUUGUGACUUCCCUGACUCCAUGAACAUGGUUGUGGUGGGCUACUCUCUCAGUCUAAUCGCCCUCUUCAGCAACUUCUACUACCACAGCUACCUCGCUAAAAAGAAGACCAAGAAGACAUAGAGAGAGAGCAGAGAAACAAAGAUAAAUCAGCUGGAAAUUACAGGUACGAAGGAAAUAAAGAAAGAGGCGAGAUGAAAGGAUUUAGAAACAGAAAGGUGGCAUAGAGAGGGCAAUGGAGAGACAACAGAGGAGAUAUAAAAAGCUAUUUCUGCUUGUUUGUUAUGUUAAUUACUUCAUGUUAAUCAUGUUAUGUAAAUGAGCAUUUCUCAUAUGUACAAAAUACAUUUACAUAUAUAUAAAAACCUGUAC